Messenger RNA from Lingula anatina, 1495 nucleotides. RefSeq lists its product as uncharacterized. Gene Ontology annotation, molecular function: oxidoreductase activity. Lineage: Eukaryota; Metazoa; Brachiopoda; Lingulata; Lingulida; Lingulidae. The record is from RefSeq and is a predicted model, not a curated record.
GUGACCCAGUUCCUGCAUCUCGUUGUCUGUGGUUAACAUCAGUCGACAGUGACAAAAUGGAUGGGUCGUCGAUGGGCUACAACUUUCUAGGCAGCUCAGGACUGAAGGUGUCGAACAUUUGCAUGGGCACAAUGACAUUCGGGGAGCAUAAGGGAGGCCGGCCUGGCAACCUGGAUGAAGCAGCAGCACACGCUAUGAUGGACAGGUUUGCUGAGUUAGGAGGAAACUUUCUGGACACAGCCGACAUCUACCAAAGAGGAGAGUCGGAGGAGAUAGUGGGAACGUGGCUUCAGAAGCAGGAUCGGGAGAAAUUUGUGGUUGCCACAAAAGUAUUUGCACACGUGUAUCUCGAUAACCUUAAUGGCGUGGGUCUGGGUAGGAAACACAUUAUGCAUGCGGUGGAACAGAGUCUAAAGAGACUGCAAACUGAUUACAUCGACCUGUAUCAGACUCACAUGUGGGAUAGCGCUACUUCAGUCGAGCAAACCCUUCGUACCCUCAAUGAUCUUGUGCGUGCCGGAAAGGUCCGCCAUGUUGGCGUGAGUAACGUGACAGGAUGGCAGUUACAGAAAAUUGUGGACCACACUAGAUUCAUGGGUCUGGAGAGUGUUAUUAGCCUACAGCAACAGUACAACUUGAUGACCCGAGAAACAGAAUACGAACUGUUUGACGUGUGUAUGAAUGAAGGGAUCGGGUUUUUACCAUGGAGUCCGCUGAAGGGUGGCCUUCUAAGUGGCAAAUUCAAGCGCGGGAUGGACGGGCCAGGGGAUGUACGGGCGACCAGAAUUGGGUGGGCAAGUGAACAACCCGAGCAACGACACAGGCAUGACCAGCCUACUUGGAACCACUUCAACAAUGACAAGACCUGGAACCUUCUGGAAGCCAUGGAAGAAAUAGGAAAGGGACAUGGCAAAACCGUGGCUCAGGUAGCUAUCCGCUGGUUGCUUCAGAGACCCACCGUGUCCUCUGUGGUUAUAGGAGCUACAAAGAUGUCACAGCUGGAAGACAAUGUAGGGGCAUCUAGCGGAUGGGAACUGACGGAAGAGCAGAUGCAAGAAUUAAACAGACUGUCAAUGCCAGAUGUACCAUAUCCAUAUAACAUGAUACGGCUCUUAAACAAGCCCAGGAAGGAUAUGUCUUUUUAAUAUGGAUGCACGUAGUGACUAUCUAACACGAGACUUUCAAUCGCAUUGGUAUUGUGGUGUGGCCGCAUUUUUUCCUGCUUUGUAUUUAGCGCCUCAUACGGCAGCGGGGCUGUAGCCUCCCCAGGGAGGCGAGAGCGCUAACACAGAUUGUAAUGACCAGGUGCCUAACCAUUUGUUAUAUAUGUAAUGCACAUGGUUGUAAAGUCUACUGAACACAUGGAGUUUAGACUUAGAAUCAACAUAGUAUAGUUGUUCAAACCACACAGUCUUCUGUAUCUAUUCUAUUAGCCCAUAUUUUUAUCCUACAUUCAUAUGACAUAUAUCUCAUUAAAAUAUGUGAAUAAAACAUG